This is a messenger RNA of Rotaria sp. Silwood1, 249 nucleotides long. The record is from the annotation of a GenBank genome assembly. NCBI's taxonomy places the organism in Eukaryota, Metazoa, Rotifera, Eurotatoria, Philodinida, Philodinidae.
AUGCAUGUAAAACGUGCUAGUGAAUAUGGUGACAUUAAAACAUUAAAUCAAGCAGUGCAAUUACUCGAUAAUGAAAAAUAUAAAUCUACACAUCCUAUACAUCAUCGUGCAUCAACAGGUCAAACAAAUACAGUGACAAUAUGUACAUCUGUUAUUGAUUUCAAAAAAUCAAUGCUCUAUGUUUAUGAUGAUAAUCCAGCAUUGACAACAAGUUCAUCUUUUUUUGAAUUUGGUUUAAAUAGUUUAUAG